AUUCACUUGGUGACCUGAGUUGUGGGGAUGUUCAGCUGUGGGCUACAGAUCGAUGUAAGAGUGGUAGUGCCAUCAUGGUGUACAGGCCUAUGGAAGGUGCAGUGAUCCAUGGAAUUUGCAAACUGCUGACAAUGAGACAGGCGAGUGUUACUGAGGCGACGGAGUCAUUCCUGCAUGUUAUUAUGACACGGUUACACAAGGCAUCAGGUACUGCAAAUCUGCUACGCCAGGAAGUGUGCCAGCUGAAGGCAUGCAAGGGUGCUGAUAUUUCGCAAGCAUGGCAACAAAUGCUGUCCGUCAUCGCAACAGCUAUUCCCGAAGUGAAAAUCAAUUGUGAAGAUUUGGAAGUUACAUCUGCAGUGCUAGCGAAUCUGAUAAGCUACCUGCAUGCCACGGCUGCCGCUGCUAUCAGGAAAGCGUCAAUAGCACCAUCCAAAGCUGCUGAAGCCAUCCCCGAACCGGUGAUUGACAAUUUGUCUCACCUUGCUGAAAAGUACCAUGGUGGUUGGUGCUUGGUGGCCGUGCGGCGUGAGCUGGAAGGAGCAAGGUGUCGCAACGACAACUUGCUGCAGCUUAUACCUUUAUUUGGCAAGGAUGCCGUGACAAGCCUUCAGCCUUGUUUGGAGAAUUCAGGUGGCCCGGCGUGGCUCGGAAGCUCUGUAUAAGACACCAUACGUCACAGAUAAAAUCAACUGAACCAGUGAUAUGUGAAUUUUGCGCUUGUGUGUGUGUGUGUGUGUGUGUGUGUGUGUGUGUGUGUGUGUGUGUGUGUGUGUGCUUCUGUGAUAAGUGGUAUAAGCAGUCCACAGGGUAUUCACCUUGAGUGCAUUCGCCGAUAGUGUGACUUUCGUCGCACAGAACCUUCUUCAGUUGGUCAGGUGACUCGGCGUGGCUCGGAAGCUCUGUAUAAGACAAAAUACGACACAGAUAAAAACAACUGAACCAGUGA
Sycon ciliatum is the source of this 949-nucleotide messenger RNA. RefSeq lists its product as uncharacterized. The record is from RefSeq and is a predicted model, not a curated record. The transcript is spliced from 3 exons. Bases 75 to 665 code for a protein of 196 amino acids. Lineage: Eukaryota; Metazoa; Porifera; Calcarea; Leucosolenida; Sycettidae.